Messenger RNA from Oxyura jamaicensis (ruddy duck), 592 nucleotides. RefSeq names its product ubiquitin specific peptidase 21 (gene USP21). Gene Ontology annotation, biological process: protein deubiquitination. NCBI's taxonomy places the organism in Eukaryota, Metazoa, Chordata, Aves, Anseriformes, Anatidae. The record is from RefSeq and is a predicted model, not a curated record. The annotation marks the transcript as partial. The transcript is spliced from 5 exons. Gene Ontology annotation, cellular component: cytoplasm. Gene Ontology annotation, molecular function: cysteine-type deubiquitinase activity.
CAGGACGCGCAGGAGUUCCUCAAGUUCUUCAUGGACCGGCUGCACGCCGAGAUCAACCGCAAGGGCCGCCGCACGCCCAGCAUCCUCGCGGACACGCGCCGCGCCCCCGCGCCCGAGGACGCCGACACGCUGAGCGACGACGAGCGCGCCAACCUGAUGUGGAAGCGCUACCUGGAGAGGGAGGACAGCAAGAUCGUGGACCUCUUCGUGGGGCAGCUGAAGAGCUGCCUCAAGUGCCAGGCGUGCGGCUACCGCUCCACCACCUUCGAGGUCUUCUGCGACCUCUCCCUGCCCAUCCCCAAGAAGAGCUUCGCGGGCGGGAAGGUUUCGCUGCACGACUGCUUCAGCCUCUUCACCAAGGAGGAGGAGCUGGACUCGGAGAACGCGCCCGUGUGCGACAAGUGCCGGCAGCGGACGCGCAGCACCAAGAAGCUCACCAUCCAGCGCUUCCCCCGCGUGCUGGUGCUGCACCUCAACCGCUUCUCCACCACGCGCUACUCCAUCAAGAAGUGCUCCGUCUUCGUCGACUUCCCCCUGCAGCAGCUCAACCUGCGCGAGUUCGCCAGCGAGAAGGCGGGUAAGGGAAGGGGGG